GUUAAUAUAUUAUGAAAAAAAGAAGACUGCAUCAUACUGCUCUAACGAAAAAAUAAUAGAUGGCUGAAUAGAUAUCUAAAGGUUUGAAGGCCUCGAUGCAAAAUGCUAACGCCAGUGUAAUUUUGUGUAAUAGGAAGCUUUCGCGUGGCAACUGCUCUUAGCGGGAGGCAGUCAGCAACCAGAGAGGAAGUCAUCACCUCAGUGUAGGCGAAACGCGCGCGGUGGCCUAUACUCGACUGUCUGAGGCGCCGCCAGCACAGCGCGGAAAUGGACCAGGUGGCGGCGGUGCUUCAGGUCCAAUUAGCAAACGACGAGGGGGUGAAUUAAAAGCGUUUCCGAGUAACCCCGAGAACCCAAGACUCUCGAGUGACUCUAGACGAAGAAAGUAGCGGCGAGAGGCACGAAAGAGCCCAUCUGGCGGACAUAGACUGCCACUUGACGUGAGGAAGAUGAGAAUUAAUUAUAAGAGAAAAUGACGGGAAAAUUAAGCGGGCAAGAGAAUCGGUUUCCUGCCUCGUGACUGCUACGUCCACACCUGAGGAAAAAGACACAAGAAAAAGAGGAAACACAUACUUCCCAAGACGUGACGAGAAUACAGACAGCAGCAGGUGGUGGUGGUGGCAGUGUUGAUGGUGGCAGUGGUGGCGGUGUUAGUGUGACGCAUCUUCCUCCCCUGCUGUGCCUCGCCCCACUUCCCCUUCCGCAGUGUGGGCUGACGCGGCCACAGUGAAUCAUGACCUGAGGCGGCGGGGCAGUCCAGAGCUUGACGUGAGCCACCAGCAGCAGGACAAUAAAAUGUGCCGCGGGAAACAGACAUGGGCGGUGAGGGCGUGCAGCACCCGUAGAUUGCUGGGGUGAAGUGACGAGGGUGACAGUGGUGGUGAUGGUGGUGAAGGUGGUGAAGGGAAAUAACAUGAAGCAGAAACUUACUUUCCCUCGCGUCUAGUUCACGUCGGUCUCUCGUUUCUUUGUUCCAAGUGUCGCUCUCGCAGUUUCAGUCAUGUCAAGCAAGAACUGUGGAAGAGAAAUGACCAGAGAUUAAAAUUAAGUAGGAGGACCACACCCACGCGCACGCCGCACUCUCACCCACCAAUCCACACGCCCACCCACACCCACCAGUGCACUCUAAGCAGCCAGAUCCACCACGCACCCACACCAACGCCCCCAAACUCACACACAAAAAAGAAAAGAAAAAUGUUACCAUAUGAAAUAAUAAAACCCAUCAAUGACUAGAAAACAAACUAUGAAAAAAGUAGAGAAGAAAAUGCUUUGAUAACAAGUUGUUUCUAUUAAGUGUAGAAAGUAAGAUAAAGAAAAUGGGUUUCGGUGUGUCGAAGUGCAUCUGCGCCGAAGUGGGCUCCGACAAGGAGGCGCUGGACGGAGGCGAGCCGAAGAGGAGUAAGUUCUUCUCUCCACACAAGAAGCACACGCCGGCUAUGUGUAAGGUGGAGCGAGAUCCACUGGUUUUAUCCUCGUGGCCAUUCGAGUUGUGCGAGUCACGACCUUCGCUACUCUCGCUAAAUGACACCCGCGAUCACUGCUUCUUCAUGCUCUUCGGCGACCCAGCACUGAAAGCGGCGCUCCUCAUCCAGCGCUGGUACAGGAGAUACUGCGCCAGGCUGGAGAUCCGGAGGCGCUACACAUGGAACAUCUUUCAGUCCAUCGAGUAUGCCGGGGAGCAGGACCAGAUGAAGCUCUACAACUUCUUCAACGCGCUGCUAACACACAUGGGGAACGGCAAGAUGACGGAGAUUAUGGAGGCACUCUCUCCGCGGGCCUCUCCUACCAUCGAGGACGACGAGGACGAGGCGAGCACGAAGAGGCUGCUGGAGGAGGCGUGGACGGAGGAGGUGCCGGUGGAGAGUAGCUACAAAGGGCCGCGGCUCACCAUGCCCCUCACCACAGACUCCAUCCACAUGCUGACGGAGGCGUUCAAGAAGAAAAAACAGACCCUCCACGCCCGCUACGUGUACCUGCUGCUGCGUGAGGGCGUGCGCGUGCUGCGGCAGCGUCCCACCAUCAUGCACGCCUCCACCGCCAUCUCGGGACAGAUCACGGUUGUCGGGGACCUGCACGGCAAGCUCGACGACCUCCUCACGCUGCUGUACAAGAACGGCCUCCCCUCCACCGACAACCCCUACGUGUUCAACGGGGACUUCGUGGAUCGGGGCCGCAAGUCCAUGGAAGUGCUGCUCCUCCUACUCGCCCUGGUCAUCGUCUUCCCCGCGGAGGUGUACCUGAAUCGAGGCAACCACGAGGACAUGGUGAUGAACGCCAGGUACGGUUUCUGCAAGGAGGUCAGCAGAAAAUACAAGGGACCGCACGGGCCACGGAUCCUUCGGCUGCUGGAGGAGGUGUAUCGCUGGCUGCCGCUCGCCACCGUGAUCGACCACAAGGUGAUGGUGGUGCACGGCGGCAUCUCCCUCGACACGGACCUACGCUCCCUCGCCACCGCCGACAGGAGCAAGUACACCAGCGUGCUGAGGGCGCCGGCGGGGAGGAUGGGGGAGGACGAGUACUCGCUGGAAGAGGACGGGGACGAGGAGCCUGACGCGUGCCGGGAGGUGCGGCUCCUCUCGGCCACCUACGAGUGGAAACAGGUGCUGGACUUGCUGUGGAGUGACCCACACACGCACCCCGGCUGUCGGCCCAACUCCUUCAGAGGCGGCGGCAGCUACUUCGGCCCCGACGUGACGAAGGAUUUCCUCGACAGACACGGGCUGGUGCUGCUCAUCCGCUCCCACGAGUGUAAACCGGAGGGGUACGAGUUUACUCACGACAACAAGUGCCUCACCAUCUUUUCGGCCUCCAACUACUACGAGUCUGGCAGCAACCGCGGCGCCUACGUCAAGCUCCAAGGGCCUAACCUCACCCCUCACUUUGUGCAGUACACGGCGGACCUCAGGACCCGGAAACUCACCAUCAGGGAGCGUGUGGGCCGCAUGGAGACCUCGGCGUUCAGGGACCUGCGCGGCCAGAUCCUCGCCUCCAAAACCAAGCUGAUGGAGGCCUUUGAGAAGAAGGAUCAAGCGAAGUCAGGGUACCUAAGCGUGGCGGACUGGGUGGAGGUGAUGGAACAGGAGUGUCACCUCAACCUGCCAUGGCGGGUGCUGAAGGACAAGCUGGUGACCCUCCAUCCUACCAGCGGCGAGAUCAACUAUCGCAGCUCCUUCACCGACGACCAUUUCAAGAAGGACCUGGCCGUGAAGAGUGGCCCGACGGUGGUGGAGGCGCUCUACAGACACAAGAGUAGCCUGGAGACUAUCUUCAGGCUCAUUGACAAGGACAACUCAGGAUACAUUAGCAUGGAGGAGUUCAGUGAGACCUGCGAGCUGCUGAGUCGUCACAUCGACGUCCCCAUCCCUAAGGUGGAGAUCACGGACCUGGCGCGCUCCAUCGACAUCAACAAGGACGGCUACAUCGACUUCAAUGAGUUCCUCGAGUGUUUCCGCAUCGUCGAGUCAAGCAAGAAGAGCAUGGGGGAGGAGUACGACGGCGACGACGACAACGAUGAAGACGACGAGGACGAGGACGAAAAGGAUGACAGAGGACAGAAUGGAGGCACUGCCGGCCCUCCGAGGGACACACUGCUGUAGCCCUGGUCGCCUCUAACAGCAGACACGUGAAGCAGCUCGUACACACUAAGGCAAACACUCCAUCUCUUCCAUUGCCUCCUUGCGGCUGCUGUGUAUCUCCAAGUGUGAUAGAGGAAUGCCCGCCGCCCGCCCUCCCGCUACUCACCUUCCUGUGGCGGAGGCGGGCGGCACGGAUGUUCAGGCGGCUCGUUAGCAGCUGACCGUCUAUUGAAAGGCAAAGCUACACCUCCUCCACUGCCUCCUUACGGUUGUGUAUCUUCAAGUCUGAUAAAUGAACGCCCGCCGCCCUCCCGCUGCUUUCCUUCCUGGGCCGGAGGCUGCUGACUGCAUGGCUACCCCGGCGGCCCGUCAAACAUUCCCUGAGUCCCGGAAACCUCAGCAACAGUCCCACGAUCCACUAGCAUAAUACUAAUGAUAAUAAUACAACGUGAUACUAUUCAGCAUUACUUUUAGACGAUAUAUCCUUUCUUACUGUUGUUACGUAUCUUAUAGUGCUCUCGAUCUGAUGAUGUUCGUUCGUCCGUCUGUAAGCAUUCCACAAGUUUGCAGGCGCGGAGGGCUAUUUUAAUAUUCUCCUUUAGUCUCCAGCACCUUUCUGAGGGCCGUGGCACGCGAGCUGCUGUCUGGCGGGGUUCUGUGCGUCUGUGUGUUGAGCGUGCAAAUGGUGACGUCGGGGAAGAAGGGAAAAGAGGACACGACUGUUUUUCUACAACGUCUCUGGGGAGCGAGGCAGCCCGCAUGGUGACGGUCCACAGUGGAAAGUGCCAAACUCACAUCGGUAGUUUCCUGCAGCCCACAAACGAAACGACUUGAGAAGCGCAGCUCGCGGCUCCCACAGUCCCCGCCGCUGACUCACCUCCCCCUGCACCUGUACCUCUUGGUGCCGCGCCGCGAGAACCUGAUCCCAGCAGACUGGUGCAGCCGCGGCGGUGCAGGGACGGCCAGGUGGCGGAGCUCUUCGUGUGACCCGUUAGCCAGGUGAUUAACACUUACAAAAAGGUGAACCUAUAGUAAUCAAGCAGGGCGGCGUGAGGAAGGUUUCAACUCUCUUAUAAUAGCAUCUACCGUCUGCUCACCAUCUGCAGACGUGGCUGUUACAGGCUGGCAGAUAUCCACAAGUGAAAUGUUGUGAUAAUAUGAGACUACGACAGAGUUGAAUGUGAAAAACACCACCUUUGCCCCCUUAUCAAGCCCAUGAGCAGGGUUACAGGACCCUCCUCACCCCAUGACGGCCCUGGUGGUGUCAGUGUGCGGGGCAACGGGACACAACGCCUCCACCCUCCGCGGCCAGUCAGGCAGGAGUUACCUUACUGCAGCUGCAGGAAACUUAAGCGUCUCCUCGCCAGAUAGGAACGCGGCCAAUAAGUAUUUUCCUCCUCGCUUCAGUGUAGACUCGUAAAUACCGCGGGGGGCCCCAGGACGCCUCUGUUGUGUUGUUCAGUGUCACUUUACGUCUCGUUUUAGCCACUCAUAAAACAAGAGGUGGUCGCAGUGGGCAUCUAUGCACCUCGUAUUACCCUGCGCCGCCUCCUGUCCGACACACACGACACGGGGUAGCUGACGCGACGCCCACCCGUUGGCUUGGACCUGGACGCCUCGCCCUCGACCCCUGCCGCCCCGACACGUGCAGCCCCAGCAGUCCGGGGCCGUGCGUCCCUUCCCCUGAGCCAACACACGCGGUUUGCAGGUGCCCUCGGCCGAGUCAUCCUUCUUGGCACCAUUCCCCCCUACACAACCCCCACCACUAAGUCCCUAUUCCCGCAACAUAGAGACACGCCAGUUCGAUUCCCCUUACUACGCUUACCCCCUUCCCACCACCUUCGCAGCCAUUACCACCCUAUUCCCGCAACACAUCAGCAUCCUGCACGCCCUCCUCUGUCCCUUCCUCUCCCUUACACCAUGACCAUCACCCUUUCUCACAGCUCAGUAACACUCCUGCACAUCCUCUCUCGUCCCUUCCUUUCCUUUCCUCAACACCAACACCCCCACCUUUUUUUUCCCCACAGCUCAGUAACACUCCUAAACACCCUCCCUUUUCUCUUCCCUUCCUUUCCUUAACGCCACCAUCACCACCUUUUACACCAUUACCGCAACCACCUCUACCACGCCUUGCUCCUUGUCCUCCCCCCCUCCCCCCAAUAUACGCACGCAGCACCAGUAAUCAAACAUACACACAGUUCCUUUCAUAAGACUUAGUACAUUGCAACCUUUUGUUAGUUACGAUUCUCUUAUUUCCUGCCUAUCGUCUUCCUAUGUUUUGCUGUAUAUUUGUUUGUCUUCCUUCCUUCUUGUGUCCCCUCAUUUCCCUCCCUGUUUGUCUUCCUCCCUCCUUGCAUGCCACUAUUUCUCCCUCGUUCUCUUCUUUUCCUCCCUGCUUCCCUGUUUGCCUUCCUUCCUCCUUCCAUGCCUUAAUAUCCCCCUUGUUACUUCCUUUCCCUUUCUGCUGUCCUGCUUGUCUUCCGCUUUCCUUUGUUCUCUCCUUUUCCUCCCUGUUUUCCUUGCUUAUCUUCCUCCCUCCUCCCAUGCCUCCACCCCACUUUGUUUCUUUCUUUUCCUCCCUGUUUCCAUGCUUGUCUUCCUCCCUCAUUUCAUUCCUUCUUCGUUCCAUCUUCACCCUCGCUGCUGCCCUCCUUCUCUCCCUCCCUUAUUCGCUCCCUCCCCUCCUUUCUUCCCUCCCUCAUUUUACGAUUCCCAUAAUUUCCGCUCCCUUCCUCCCCUCCCUUUCCCUCCCCUCCCCUCCCUUCCCCCCCUGAACGCGUGAAGCCCCAUGAUGCAAUUCGACUCAUCACAAGGGCUUCGCAAUUUUCCUUAGCUGCAUUAAUCAAACAUAAAUACAUACAUAGAUACAUACAUACUUACACAUACACGCAUACAUAAGAUACAUUAUUUAGAGAUUUUAUCCGGCAGGGUCGGAAACUUUAUAAAUAUAUCAAUUAACAAUGCUGUACAAUUAAAUCCUAUAGUAUGGCUGGA
Molecule: messenger RNA, 6569 nt
Organism: Eriocheir sinensis (Chinese mitten crab)
Lineage: Eukaryota; Metazoa; Arthropoda; Malacostraca; Decapoda; Varunidae
Gene: rdgC
Product: serine/threonine-protein phosphatase with EF-hands 2-like
Exons: 17
Coding region: 1317-3596 (759 amino acids)
Biological process (GO): detection of stimulus involved in sensory perception
Cellular component (GO): cytosol; nucleus
Molecular function (GO): calcium ion binding; iron ion binding; manganese ion binding
Source: RefSeq, a predicted model, not a curated record